Molecule: messenger RNA, 8035 nt
Organism: Onychostoma macrolepis
Lineage: Eukaryota; Metazoa; Chordata; Actinopteri; Cypriniformes; Cyprinidae
Gene: arhgef11
Product: Rho guanine nucleotide exchange factor (GEF) 11
Exons: 42
Coding region: 2443-6936 (1497 amino acids)
Biological process (GO): intracellular signal transduction; G protein-coupled receptor signaling pathway
Cellular component (GO): cytoplasm
Molecular function (GO): G protein-coupled receptor binding; guanyl-nucleotide exchange factor activity
Source: RefSeq, a predicted model, not a curated record
UACAUAUUCCAUUCAUAAACUGAGCUAGUAUGUAGUAUUUUAUACUAGUAGGUCCUCAAAUCUGAUUGGUCGAGCGGUGUUAGCAAGUGUGUCAGUUCUUGAAAUCUAUUGACAGACUUGUGAAUGGACAAUAAAUAACUUCUGAUCUGGUGUUAAAAAUUGUUAUAAAUAGGGACGUAACAAUUGACUUAUCGGUAAGCCCCGCCCCCCUUAGUUACUGUUGCUCCCUCGGACAAACAAACGGAGUUGCUCACUGUCUUUCAAUGACAGCUGCAGUGUGAAAACCUUGUCCCACGAUGUUUUUGCACAAUUUUGGACACAGAAGGCCACCAAACGGGAAUUAAAUAUUCCAUGGAGGGAUUUAUAAAAUAUUUAAAAAUAAAUACGGUGGGUAAAUCGAAGCGAGGGUUUACAGAUCACAGUGUAAGCGGGAGAAGUCUCAUAUUACGGUCGGUCAUCACGAUCGCGGAUGACAACAUGCAGGAUCAACACUGUUCAUAUAUCGCAAGGUACGAUUAAAUUAAUGUACAUUUAACCAGUUUAAUAUGGAGAGGCACUGAAAUGUAGACCUUCGUUUAUGUGUUUUUGACCUACACUGUACAAGACGCGAGAACAGUCCGCUAUUUAGGUUUGUACAUUAGCAUGGACUCACUAACUUUAACGUUACCUAGUUUUAGCCAGAGAUACCUUGCUAAAGCACAAGAUAACAUUAAUGUUCUGCUUGAGCAGAUGAAAAUUGUAACUUAAUGAGUGUAUGUCAACCAGAAAAUGAACGUUUUUGUCUUCAUUUGUAUUGGGGUUGAAUACUUAGGGACAUUUUGCUCUGUUUUGUUUGGAUUCAGGAAAUGUAAUAAAAUAAAUUAUAUUGCCCAUCCUCUCAGGAUACCUGGAAUCAGUGUUACAAGUACCCCAAGCACAUCGUUUUUUCAAUUUUUGAAGCAUAAACCCCAUAAAACCGAUGCGAGCUUCGGAUCUUCCAAUGUUUAUGGCGCUGAAACCUAAAGAUGUCCGAGUUCUGCUCCCCGUGCUGCUGAUACUCGACUGCCAUUGGCUAGUCUGCUUUCGAGGGGAGGGGCUUACCGAUAGGUCAAUUCAUUUAACUCAUGAUGCAAUACGAUUCACAAUACUGUUUUCACAACAUGAUUUUCUCACAAAAUGAGAAUUUACACAAAUUGAAAAAGUGGAAAGGUGUCCUUUUUAUUAUUUCUCAAACAAAAUGCUGGCCAUUUCUUUGUGAACCUGAAAUAUGUCUAAUAACAAAACUAAAUUGAAUCAAAUCAAAUCGAAUAAAUAGUACAAUUUAAAAAAAUCUCUUCAUAUAGGCUAAACAAAACAGCAGAAGGGCUGAAUGAAAAUGCACGUUCACUCUCUGACAGCAGGUGGCGCUUGUGGAACAGCAACAAAUAUUAUAUUAACAUGCAUUAUACAUAGGCAAGAUGAAAAGUAAAUACUAUUUAAACUCUUCUGAUAGCAGUCAGAUACGCAUUCAUAUAAACUCCCAGUUGUAUCAAGAUUUGUUUAACACCUCGACCAACCGACAAGAAUCGUAAUGUAUAUUUACUGAUUUGAGGUGCAUCGUUAAAUCCCUAGUUAUAUAUGUGUUUAUUCCAUUGAAUCGGUUUCGUGCACGUUUUCAUUUGAUGCCAUUAAGUAUUACGUAUGAAUCAGCAUUACAUUACACUGACCGUUAUCCUCAACGUCUCAAAGAAUGUUAGAAUUGCAAUUUUUAAUCUUUUUAAAGGCAUGAGAGAUCCGUCUAAAUGACUUUUUGUGAUGCCUGGCAUUAGCCUAGGUGCAUUCAAAUGAAUUAUUUAUGCAGUGUGGAUGCAGCAUCACUUAAAAGCAGCUCUUUUCUGUUACCAAUAACAUUGUAGAAAUGCAUUAUUCUCCAUGAGCCGCAAGAUUAAUUUAUUCCAUGAGUGAAAGUGUGUUCAAUAAAAGUGGGGCUAUAGUGAGUGUGUAGUAUUCAGCUGAUCAUGUGACAUCGAGAUGUCGGCCCUCAUGAGGCGCCCGCUCGUGCACAAUAACACACAUCCCUAGCAAUUUUAUCACAUGCAAGUGAUUUUAAAUACUAAGUAGGUCUUUAACUUUUAUUGAAAACGUUGGAUGACUUGACUAAAUAAAAAGUGACCAGAUUUAUCGUGUUGACCAGAUUUUUCACUGUAGUUUUUACCUGGACUUAGCUGAUCGAUGAAAGCCCACAAGCAAAAUAAUUGUUUCGAUUGAGUACACAGGCUAGAUUCAAGGUUUUGUGCGCUUGCAAGGGUAACAUUAGGUUCAGACAGUUACUGCUUCCUCAGAUCAGCGUCUCGUCGUCAUGUCCUCUGUCUAACAAUACAGGUUUUUCCAUUCGUCCAGUGUGCCUUAGUUUCCUUGUUGCUAUUUUUACGCUCUUGCUGCAUCAGUGUCUGUUACAGCUGUGUGUUUGUGUUUAACUGAUGAAUGACGCAGUCGCACUGGAGAAGAUCAGCCAUCACAAGUUUCACUUCAGAUAGUCGUGUCCACGUUGUCUGUGUGUGUUUCUGUCUUUGUGUGUCUUGUUCUGUCUCAAGAUCUUUAUCUCUCUUUCCCAUUCGCUUGUUUUUCCUGUGCGUCCACUUCCUGUUUGUGUCAUGUGACUGCAGGGCAACCAUUAAGAAACAAACACACCUGCCCAGUCCUUUUGCUGCUUGGUUGAGCAGUUUGACUUUAGGAGAUUCGGAGCGCAGGUCUUCUCCUGGACAGCAGAGGGAGACUCUGUCUGAUCUCUCCUCAGACAACACGGGAACGGGUUUAGUCCAAAGAUGUGUGGUUGUGCAAAGGGACAAUCUGGGGUUUGGCUUCACCGUCUGUGGCGAGAGAAUCAAACUAGUGCAGAAUGUUCGGCCAGGUGGAGCGGCGGUCAAGGCUGGAGUUCAGGAAGGAGACCGGAUCAUUAAGGUCAAUGGUUCACUGGUUUCGUCCAUGUCUCAUCAGGAAGUGGUAAAGAUGAUCAAAUCUGGGACGUAUGUGGCGUUGACUCUUCAGGGCCCGCCUCCUUCAGUCGGGUCCGUCCCGCUUCAGCCUCUCCCCACUGACCUCUUGCCCAAUCACAGGACAGCACCGGGUGAAGCCCCGCCCCCUCCACCAACACCACCCACAGGAAGCAGCACCCCGACUCAGAGAAUCACUGGACCCAAACCAUUACAGGACCCCGAAGUGCAGAAACACGCCACAGAAAUCCUCAGAAAGAUGCUGGAGCAGGAGGAGGCAGAGCUACAGAACCUUCUGGAGGAACAGUCUCGAAACCCCUCCCCUUCAUUAGAGGAGCGAAUAGAAAGUGCCAAACGAAGAGCCAAUCAAGUGCGAGUGAAGAUCCAGCAGGAUGUGGAUGGCACUCGAUCAGAAGCUGUCGCUAACUAUCUCACGGCUGGAGAAGGGCGGUUAUUGAUGGAGUCCAGUGAAGGAGACGUCGAGGUGUGUGAGAGUCCCUUCUCCUCCCCCUCCACCUUCCUCAGGACCCCUCUGCUCUGCCGGCAGGGAUCCGACACACACACCUCAGACUCGGGAGGAAAGACACAGAUCAUUGGGCCAGAGGAAGAAGAGGAGGAUGAUGAUGGGUAUUCGAUCAAUGAGAUGGACGGGCCGUUUCAGGACAUAGAGCUGCUGAAGAGUCGUCCGGCUCACAUGACGGUGUUCAUGAGAUACGUCUUCAGCCAGCUACUGGAUCCAAACCCGCUGCUGUUUUAUCUGUCUGUGGAGGCGUAUCUGGGCUCGAGCCCCAAAGACGCCCGUUCCCUCGCCCCUCAGAUCUGCUCACACUUCCUGGACCACGAUGCUCCUCUGAAGAUUAAGGUGCGAGAGGAGUUUCUGACAGAUAUAGAGAAUCGUCUGCAUGCGCAGGAGGACAUUCGAGGGCCGCUGUCUGAACUCCAGCAGCAGGUGCUUCCAGAUAUUCAAGACCAGCUUCAAGACUACAGGAACAAGCAGAUGAUGGGUCUGGGCUCUCUGUUUGGAGAGAGCGACCUGCAGCAGUUAGACGGAGAUCCUGUGAAAGAGCGGCAGGUGGUGGACAAACAGGUGCUGGCGCUCUGGGAGAUCCUUUCAAAGCAUGAGGAGGACAGAAGUUCUCCGCUAGCGUCUGCGGUUCAUCUGUAUCUCAGACACUCGGGCAUUAAACUCAGAGACUCCAAAGUGUUUCCCGGCUUGAUGUCUGAGAAGGAAAAGUGGCUUCCCUUCUUUCCUAAAGCUAAGAAGCUGAGCAGCGCGAAACGAGAGAGGGAUGGAGACGACAAGAAACGAAAUCCCAUCCUGAAGUACAUCGGCAAACCCAGAAGCACAACCCAGUCCACGUUCCAUGUUCCUUUGUCCCCCACUGAAGUUCGUCCGGGCAGCGUGAGGAACAUCAUCCAGCAGUUUGAGAAUAGUUCAGACUCUGUUGAAGACGGUGAUAUUGAGGGACCGAGAUUGUCUUCCAGCAGCUUUGGAGAGGACACCAUGGACAGUCCGACUAUCUCGGUGCGUUUGGCUCGCAGCGAGUCUUUGAAAGCUCAGGGGGAGGGGCGUCGGCGAGGAGGCGGGGCGGGGGCGGAGUCUGUCCCUCGUUCCCGUAGCGACGUGGACAUGGAGGACUGUGAGGAGAGGGAGGGGCCAGGACUGAGACAGUUACAUCACAGCGCCUCGUCCUCGGCCUCCAGCAGCUCAGCACGAUCUCUGGAGAACCCGACGCCGCCGUACACGCCUCGCUCUCAGCGCAGGCUGCUGGACGCUCCGCUGGCUCUGUUACCCGACGCUCCGGCUCUGGACGAGGACGUGAUCGAUUCGCACAACUGGCAGGAGACGGUGGAGCCGCAUGUGCUGACGUCACUCUCCUCACGAGAGAUCGACCGGCAGGCCGUCAUCUACGAGCUGUUCACCACGGAGGUGUCUCACCUGCGGACGCUGCGGGUUCUGGAUCAGGUGUUUUAUCAGAAGAUGCAGAGCGUCCUGAGUCCAGAAGAGCUGUCCUGUAUCUUCCUGAACCUGCGUCAGGUCUACGAACUACACGCGAGCUUAUGUGAGGCCAUGAAGAAUCGCAGGGAAUCGCCGAUCGUUCAGGGCAUCGGAGACAUCAUGCUGGCCAAACUGGAGGGAGAGGCUGGAGAUCAGUUUGAGGAGCAGGUGUCUCAUCUGUGCAGUCAGCAGAGUCCAGCGCUGGAGCUCAUCAAGAACAAACAGCGCAAAGACCCUCGCUUCGCACACCUCAUACAGGAGUGUGAGGCCAGUCCUCACUGCCGCAGGUUACAGCUGAAGGAUCUGCUGGUGGCUGAGAUGCAGCGCUUGACUAAAUACCCUCUGCUGCUGGACAACAUCAUCAAAUACACAGAGACGGCGUCUCCGGACCUGCAGCUGCUUCAGAGAGCACAGGCCCGUUGCCGUGGGAUACUGCAGGCUGUUAACGAGGUCGUCAGGGAGACGGAGCACCGGCAUCGGCUCAGCCAAUACCAGCGCAGGCUGGACCUGACGCCUCUGGAGCGGCUGGCCAAUCCCGUCGCAGCGCAGUUCAAGAACCUGGAUCUCACCACGAAGAGGAUGAUCCAUGAGGGGCCGCUCACCUGGAAAGUCAGCAAAGACAAAGCCAUCGAGGUGCAGGCGCUGCUGCUCUCAGAUCUGCUGGUGCUUCUUCAGAGGGGUCCAGACGAGCGGCUCAUCCUGCGCUGUCCGUCACGCUCGCUGGGCGGACCUCCGGACCACAAGACCCCCUUCUGCCCAAUCCUGCGCCUCGACUCCGCCCUUGUGCGGCCCGUCGCGACAGACAAUAAAGCGCUGUACGUGAUCAGCACUUCAGAGAGUCAGAUCUAUGAGCUGGUGGCUGGGACAUCCUCAGAGAAGAACACUUGGAAAGACCUGCUGGAAAAGACAAUCGCUGCCGUCACUCAAGGAGCAGGGUCGAGCAAACAAGGAUCACCAGCACCGUCGUCUGAUGCGCGUUCGUCUGCCAAUGCAAUAGAUGUGUCGGAGUCGUGCGUGUCUCUGGAGCAGGACUCUGCUAGUGAAGAUGAAUGCGCUCUCACGCCCGACACCACACCGACCGACGGAUCGGACGCGCACCGGCGCCAGAACAGAGACAGCUUCCUCCAGAAUAAAGCCGCUGUCGCAGAAGCUGCUCUUCAGGACGUGGAAACCCUCCGUCAGCUGAUCUUCAGAGACCUGGAGGACGGGUGGAGUCAAGAUUCAGAUGACACGCCCACAAACGAGACGGCCAAUGAAAGGAGUCCCUUCACAGACAGACCGGGGGUGGAGUUACCUGAUCCCGCCCCCAGCGAGCGUCCUGGCCAGUGGGGGGAGGAGCCUGUAGAAGCUCCGCCCCUGGAGGUGCUGCAUUCACCUGUUCAGGUGGUGAGGAAAGUUGUGGGUGCGGGCUGUUCUCUUCCCGAUGACAUCACUGAUGAUGUCACCGCCGGCCAGUCCUCUCGGGACGGAGGAAACAUGUUUUAUCUGGUCAUGCCCAAAGAUCAGUCGAGCGCUCUCACAGACGAGAGCAGCACAGACGAGCUCAAAGACUCAGACGCGUCUGACAGCAUCCAUCAGACUCAAAACAUGUUCUCAUCGUCCUUCAUCAACGAGGAAGAGGAACAGGAGACGCCCUGUCUCUCUCCAACUGACCAAUCGCUGACUGAGACCCUGAGUCAUAGGGAAAGACUCGGCCAAUCACAACCGAGCAUCCAGCGACAUGUGAUCAAAAAUGUGGACGAGAUCUUCAACACCAUGGAGGAGCUGAUGAGAAAACUACAGCACCUGAGGGACAUUGAAGCCGAUCACUACAGACUCCUAAAGAAAUUAAGAAAACCUCUUCCUGUGGAUAAAAUGUUAAGCGAUCUCGUCUACAAGUCUCCCACAUCGGUCCGAAUGCCAUCACUGGACCGCGGAGCAGGAGAUGGUAAAGAGGGCGUCUCAUCAGAACCAGCUCAGCCAGAAAUCCAGUCCACUGGUUUCUGACGGUUAUCACUGGACCUACUGGAGGACUUUUAUCUCGCACACACAGAAUCACGCAAACACACGCUCUGCACUCUAUGAUGUAGCCCCUUCCCAGCAUGCCUUGCGCCUGGAAGCGCCAUCCAGGCUAAAUUAUGUGUUGUGUGUGUCAAUCAGAAAUUCGUGACUUGGGACAGACGACCCUUCGGCCAGCGCUGAGAAAGAAAGGACGAAAAAGAAAGUACUAGUGCAUUCGAGAGAGAAAACGAAAUGUUGUUGACGAAGAACGUAAUUGCGAAGCAAUGCGCGAAGAACAAGAAAUGAAAAACGCAAGUGGAACGUGAACUAGCGCAGCUGAAGACAUGACUCUGUCCCGCGAAGGAAACCCGGCACUUUACCUGCUGUUCGUCUGUUUCUCCUCCAUUCAGCUCGUCAGGAAACUCGCGAAUACAAACGGGCGAUGUUUCGGUCGCGCAUAUUGUGAGCCGCGUCCGUUUACGGGUGGACGGCGUUGACAAAUUCAGGUUCUUUUGCACUGGGACCCCUGUGAAAAUAAACACGGGGGGCGAAUAAGGAUGUCUCACGAAUAUCGUUGUUCGUUCGUUAAUAUCGUAGCUUGUAUUUCAUUGCGUAACACUAUGCGGAAAAAAAAGGAAGGAAAGCGAAAAAAGCUGAAGGUUUUAUUUGUGGUCAAUUAUCGAAUGAACAUUUUUUUUCGGUUUCUACACACUAUCGCACAGUUCGUAACUGGACUCCUGUUUAUAUAUCGUACAGAAACAAAAAAGGGGCGUGUCUAUGAAUUCUGACAUCAUGUCAUGUGACCUGCAAGCUGACACAAUUGUAUUACGUGUAAAUACUGUGAACUUUUGUCGCACACCGUUUGCGGUUGUUCAUUCGUAGCUCAAUGGGUGCUUGAAACAGAAAUGAAGGGAUCGGAAACUCUAAUAAUAAAAAAAACAACGUAAUUAUUACGUUUGAAAUGCAAGCGUCUUUAUAAGUGUUUAACUCGUACACCUAACCUGCCAAAGGAGGAUUGUUACCUCACCUCCUUUUAAGUUUUUGUUUCUUAUUCUUAUUUUGUAUUUGCGAGUUUGUGUGACUGCAGAGUGUUUUUAUCGCGAAU